Messenger RNA from Brienomyrus brachyistius, 5354 nucleotides. RefSeq names its product sodium bicarbonate cotransporter 3-like. Lineage: Eukaryota; Metazoa; Chordata; Actinopteri; Osteoglossiformes; Mormyridae. Gene Ontology annotation, molecular function: monoatomic anion transmembrane transporter activity; sodium:bicarbonate symporter activity; solute:inorganic anion antiporter activity. Gene Ontology annotation, cellular component: apical plasma membrane; plasma membrane; basolateral plasma membrane. The record is from RefSeq and is a predicted model, not a curated record. Gene Ontology annotation, biological process: bicarbonate transport; transmembrane transport; monoatomic anion transport.
AAUUCGCACCCAUUUGAUGUGGCAGCAGUCGGUGCAUAGCGGAGUCGCGCCGUCUCAUUCAGCCACUAGAGGUAGACCAGGACUUCAUCUAUCACAGAUAAAGUUUUUGCGUGAGGGCUCUGACGACGAGGCCAUCGUGGACCUCGGGAAGACCAGCUCCGCCACGCACACCAACUUCGAGGAAGAUGAGCUGCAGAGCCACCGCGCGGUGUAUGUUGGCGUCCAUGUCCCGCUGGGAAGAGAGAGCCGGCACAGGCGUCACCACCGCGGCCACAGGCACCCGCGUGGGAAGAGGGAACGGGAUCCGGCUGACGCCCAUGACGACACCAGGGAGCCAGCCACCUGCGACACCCCCUCCCAGAGGGUCCAGUUCAUCCUGGGCACAGGGGAUGAGGAUGAAGAGCACAUUCCCCAUGAACUCUUCACCGAACUGGACGAGCUGACCUUUCGGGACGGGCACACGGGCGAGUGGAAGGAGACGGCCAGGUGGCUGAAGUUUGAGGAAGACGUGGAAGAGGGCGGUGAGCGUUGGAGCAAACCCUACGUGGCCACGUUGUCCCUGCACAGCCUGUUCGAGCUCCGCAGCUGCAUCCUCAACGGCACCGUCAUGCUCGACAUGCGAGCCAACGACAUCGAGGAGAUCGCAGAUAUGGUGAUCGACAGCAUGGUGGCGUCAAAGCAGCUGGACAAGGCGCUGCGUGAGAAGGUGCGGGAGGCCCUGCUGAAGCGGCACCACCACCAGAGCGAGAAGAAACUGAGUAAUCGCAUCCCGCUGGUGCGCUCCAUUGCGGACAUAGGGGAAGGCCUGUCUUCGUCCCGCCUCUCGCUUCUGAAGCCUGGCAUCUCCACCUCCAGCCUGUGCCAGGGCCGUGAGUCCCUGCCCUCCAUGUUCCUUAACCGCCUUCUGCCCAACCCCUCCCCCUCGCCGCCGCCACCCCCCCAAAACAGCCCGCCAGCCCCCCGCCGGCCCGCGACCUGCCAGCCCACCCCACAGCUGCUGGUGUCCCGCGUGGAACAGGAUGGCAUCCCUGAGGUGGUGCUGAUUCCCCCGGAGGACGACGAGCCGCCGACCCCGCCCCUGGCACAGGAGGAGGGGCCUGUUGGCGUGGCCAUGCCAUGGUUGCUGCCACCAGAAGGAUCUGCAGGGGCCCCAGCUUCGACCCCCAGCCAUCCAGAGGCCAGCAAAUCUGGCGAGAGCAGGGGCCCCAGAGCAGGUGUGAGCAGGGAGAGCAGCACCGUGGAUUUCAGCAAGGUGGACAUGAACUUCAUGAAGAAGAUCCCUCACGGGGCCGAAGCCUCCAACGUGCUGGUGGGCGAGGUGGACUUCCUGGAAAAGCCCAUCAUCGCCUUCAUUCGACUGACGCCCGCCGUCCUCUUAACAGGACUCACUGAGGUUCCUGUGCCCACCAGGUUUCUCUUCUUGAUGCUGGGGCCACAGGGCAAAGGGGGGCAAUAUCACGAGAUCGGGAGAUCGAUAGCGACCCUCAUGACCGAUGAGAUUUUCCACGACGUUGCCUACAAGGCCAAAGACCGGACGGACCUCCUGUCUGGGAUCGACGAGUUUCUUGACCAGGUCACCGUGUUGCCCCCUGGAGAAUGGGACCCCACGAUACGGAUCGAGCCCCCGAAGAGUGUCCCGUCACAGAUGAAGCGGAAAGUUCCAUCUCAGUCUAAUGGACAAGCUGCCAGCAGAGAAACAGCGAAGGAUGCAGACCACCACGCCGGGCCCGAGCUACAGAGGACCGGACGGCUUUUUGGGGGCCUGGUGCUGGACGUGAAGCGUAAGGCCCCCUUCUACUGGAGCGACCUGCGCGAUGCGCUGAGCCUCCAGUGUUUGGCCUCCAUCCUCUUCCUCUACUGCGCCUGCAUGUCGCCCGUCAUCACUUUCGGCGGCCUGCUGGGCGAGGCCACCAAGGGCAACAUCAGUGCCAUUGAGUCCCUGUUCGGUGCAUCGCUCACGGGUGUGGCCUUCUCCUUGUUUGCUGGGCAGCCUCUUACCAUCCUGGGCAGUACUGGGCCGGUCCUGGUCUUUGAGAAGAUCCUCUUUAAGUUCUGCACGGACUAUGGUCUGUCCUACUUGUCCUUGCGGACCAGCAUCGGGCUGUGGACUGCAUUCCUUUGCCUGUUGCUGGUUGCCACGGACGCCAGCUCGCUGGUCUGCUACAUCACGCGCUUCACGGAGGAGGCCUUCGCCGCUCUCAUCUGCAUCAUCUUCAUCUACGAGGCGCUGGAGAAGCUCUUCCACCUGGGCGAGAUGUUCCCCGUCAACACACACAACAGCCUGGACAAUCUGACCUUCUACAUGUGUCAGUGCUCCCCACCAGCCAACGGCUCCGCUGAGAUCCUGCGCAUUUGGAACCAGACUGACCUCACGGCCGAAUCCAUCUCCUGGAGCGACCUGAACGUGUCGAUGUGCAGACUUCUCCAUGGGGAGUUUGUCGGUCCUGCCUGUGGACCCCACGGCCCCUUCAUCCCUGAUGUGCUCUUCUGGUCCAUCAUCCUCUUCUUCACCACCUUCUUCCUCUCCACCUUUCUCAAGCAGUUCAAGACGGAGAGCUACUUUCCCACUAAGGUCCGCUCCACCAUCAGCGACUUUGCCGUCUUUCUCACCAUAAUGAUCAUGGUGGCGGUGGACUAUCUGAUGGGCAUCCCCUCCCCCAAGCUCAACGUGCCUGACCGUUUUGAGCCCACCUCCAAGCACCGGGGCUGGCUGAUUGACCCCCUGGGUGGGAACCCCUGGUGGACUAUGUUGGUGGCCUCUAUUCCAGCUCUGCUUUGUACCAUCCUCAUCUUCAUGGACCAGCAGAUCACGGCCGUCAUCAUCAACCGGAAGGAGCACAAGCUCAAGAAAGGCUGUGGGUACCACCUGGACCUGCUGGUGGUGGCUGUGAUGCUGGGCGUGUGCUCCAUCAUGGGCCUGCCCUGGUUCGUGGCCGCCACCGUCCUCUCCAUCUCACACGUCAACAGCCUGAAGCUGGAGUCGGAGUGCUCGGCGCCCGGGGAGCAGCCCAAAUUCCUGGGCAUCCGUGAGCAGAGGGUCACCGGCUUCAUGAUCUUCAUCCUCAUGGGUCUGUCGGUCUUCAUGACUUCAGCGCUGAAGUUCAUUCCAAUGCCUGUUCUCUAUGGUGUCUUCCUCUACAUGGGGGUGUCCUCGCUUAAAGGCAUACAGUUUUUUGACAGGAUCAAGCUGUUCGGAAUGCCUGCCAAACACCAACCGGACUUGAUCUACUUGCGCUAUGUGCCGCUCUGGAAGGUGCACGCCUUCACAAUCGUCCAGCUCACCUGCCUGGUGCUCCUGUGGGUGAUCAAGGCGUCCGCUGCCGCCGUCGUCUUUCCCAUGAUGGUGCUGGCUCUGGUCUUCAUCCGCAAACUGCUGGACUUCUUUUUCACCAGCAGGGAGCUCAGCUGGCUCGACGACCUGAUGCCUGAGAGUAAAAAGAAGAGGGAGGAUGACAAGAAAAAGAAGGAGAAUGAGGAAGCUCAGCGGACUCUGCAGGAAAUGGAAAUUGAUGCCACGGAUGACCGAAGCCACCUGUUGAAGGUUCCAGGAAAGGCUCUCCAGGCCAGCCCUGACCCAUCCACUGUAAACAUUUCCAACGAAAUGGCCAAAAGCGCAGCAUGGAGAGCAGUUGCCAUGGAUACUAACAAUGCAAAGCAUGUGAAGGUUAACAUGAGCAGCCAGGAGAAGGUGGCAUGCGUUAGGAUCAACAUGGAGAAGGAAGGGAAGAGAAUGCAUGUGGAGACCUCACUGUGAGGGAUGACCUCCUUCUGGUGCUGGAGAGAUAGUCUUUCCAUUUGGGUGAAUUUUGGCGAUGCUGGGGUGGGGAGCGGGGGGGGUAAUGGGAGGGCGGGGCACACUGCCUGGUUUCACGUCUCGGUCUAAGAGGGCAGAACCAGUCCCCCAGGAAGGAACUUCUCUACAACCGACAAAGAGCCAACAUCAGCAAAACCAAAGGAAAAGGUACCACAAGGUCUAAACACCUAUAGAUAUCCCUUCAGAAACCACCUGGGCUUGUGGGUAAACACCACAGCAGUUUUAUAGUCGUAAAUGCGACGUUGCAUUCGUACCAAAACAGUCAGAACGUUUUUCGGAUCUAAAAGCACAAAGUUGUUUGGGAUAUUUUGCCACAGCUGGUGCGAAACGACGAAGGGGGUUGAACCAGACCUUUGAGGUGUACAUAUUGUUGGAUGUCCUGCCAGUAUGUAUUUAGUGUUCGUCGUAAACUAGUAGCACACCAGUGUAGACAUGCUAACUCCAGCCAUAUUUCUCUUCAGAUGCUUGAUGGCUCGCUGUAGCCACUACAAUCUAAGGAAUAACACCAGCACCAAAUUUUGCAUUUGCUGUUGAUACGGGAAAGAAUAAUUGUCUUCACGUUUACUGUUAGAUGUCACUAAUAAUUUCAGUAACUCCAGCUAGAAUGGAAAAAGCCUUUCAUGGAAAAAGCGCUUCAAUGGAAAAUAGCACAACUUACAUACUAAUUUGCAGAUAUUUUUUGCAUCUAUCCUAUAAUCGGGCUGGAUGCAUCUUUUGUAUAAUAAUGACAGUUUGAUUGGUGGCUAAUCCUUUUGGUGUAUCAUCGUUAGUGGGACUGACAGUGACAAUCCGACGUACCUUUCAGCGAGCUCAGGAAUCCAUAUUGCUAAUUUUAAGGUUAUAAGGCAUUAAGGUUUUUAGGUAUCAUAACACUUUCACUGUCUGAUUUUAACUUUUCAUUUUUCAUCAGAAUCGACCAUCCACAUUGAACGUAUGUCAUCUAUUUGUAUUUCAUCCAUAUUUUUUAUUUAAAAAUUAUUGUAACAGAACAAAAAAUAGCGUUCAUUGGAAAUUUAUUGUAUUUUUACAGCACAAAUAGUGCUUUUAUAUGUGGCAAACAAAGGUUUAACAGCAGACAGUUUCCCCUGUUUGAAUACCUCAUCAUUUUUGGUAUGAGCAAUAAUCCCAACACGUAUCAGAGAAAAAAACAGCACUGGGAAUGUGAAAUGUCCUUAUUGGCUGAGAGUUGUUAAUUACUGUGUUUCAGGCUUGUUUCAGUCCUCGGCCACUGCCUCGAGCUAGCUCUAACUGCACCGCUAAUUAGACGCGGUAUGACUCCUGUGCCUUGUAAUCUCUUUUCCGUUAGUGUACACACGCGAUCAAGAGCACGGAUGGUUCCAGUGUCAGGGUGGGAUGGUGACACUUAGCCACACCUUUCUAGAUAUUUCUGGUCUCUCCGAGCACGAAUUUUCACUCUUGUGGAUCUGGUAUGUUGGCAGAGUGCUGACGUGAGCAGUUUUUGUGAUUUUACACGCAAAAUGCUGAGGCCAUGGAUCCUGCUGUAAAUAAAGACAUUAAAUGUGGAUUUUGCCUUCACAAA